AUGAUAGAAAAACUAAGCAGCACACCAACAGUUCCAGACCAGCCUUUCCAAAGCGGUAUUACCCACACCUCCAUAAUUGAGACCAAAGAAGGGGGAAGAAUUAUUGUGGAAGUUGAUGGCAAAGUGGCAAAAAUCAGGAAUUUAAAGGUGGACAGUCGACUGGACAGCUUUGGUGACUCCCGAGAGAAGAUUGUGGCAUUUGGCUUUGAUUACUGCUACUGGUCAGUCAACCCAGAGGACCCCCAGUAUGCUUCUCAGGAUGUGGUGUUCCAGGACUUGGGGACUGAAGUACUGUCUGGAGCUGCCAAAGGCUACAACAUUUGCCUUUUUGCCUAUGGACAGACAGGCUCUGGGAAGACAUACACCAUGCUGGGGACCCCAGCUUCUGUUGGAUUGACACCACGGAUAUGUGAGGGUCUGUUCAUCGGGGAGGAAGACCAUGGCCCACCGCCUUCCUCCUGUAGGAUAAAAGUAAGUUUCCUAGAAAUCUAUAAUGAACGUGUGCGGGAUCUGCUGAAGCAAUCUGACCCCAAAAGGUCCUAUACCCUGCGCGUCAGGGAGCACCCAGAGAUGGGGCCCUAUGUACAAGGUUUAUCUCAACAUGUAGUUACCAACUAUAACCAAGUAAUUCAACUCUUGGAGGAGGGAAUAGCAAACAGAAUCACAGCAGCCACCCAUGUUCACGAGGCAAGCAGCAGAUCCCACGCCAUCUUCACAAUCCACUACGCACAGGCAAUCCUGGAAAACAACCUCCCCUCGGAAAUUGCUAGCAAGAUCAACCUUGUGGACCUAGCGGGCAGUGAAAGAGCAGAUCCCAGUUACUGUAAGGACCGGAUCACUGAAGGAGCCAAUAUCAACAAGUCUCUCGUGACCCUGGGAAUUGUCAUCUCCACCUUAGCCCAGAACUCUCAAGUAUUCAGCAGUUGCCAGAGCCUCAACAGCACAGCCAGUGACGGUGGUGACAGUGGGAUCCCUAGCUCUCCUCUGGGGACCAGCAGUGGAGGGGGGCCCUCACGGAGGCAGUCUUACAUCCCCUACCGGGACUCUGUGUUGACCUGGCUGCUGAAGGACAGCCUUGGAGGCAACUCCAAGACCAUCAUGGUGGCCACUGUGUCUCCUGCACACACUAGCUACAGUGAGACCCUGAGCACUCUGAGAUAUGCAUCCAACGCCAAAAACAUCAUCAAUAAGCCACGGGUCAAUGAGGAUGCAAAUGUAAAGCUGAUCAGAGAACUCAGGGAAGAGAUUAGAAGACUGAAGACCAUGCUGCUGAGCUUUGAGCUGAGAAACUUCAGUCCAUUGAAUGAAGAAAAAGAUGAAAAUCUGAAGGAGCUGGUUCUCCAAAAUGAAUCGAAGAUCGACCAGCUAACUAAAGACUGGACCCGGAAAUGGAAUGAGUGGAAGGCCCUCUUGGAGCAGUACAGAGUGGACAUCAACAGGAGGAGGGCCGGGGUGGUCAUUGACUCCAGCCUGCCACACCUCAUGGCUUUGGAGGAUGAUGUGCUAAGCACAGGUGUUGUGCUCUAUCACCUUAAGGAGGGGACAACAAAAAUAGGAAGAAUUGACUCAGACCAGGAACAGGAUAUUGUCCUGCAGGGGCAGUGGAUCGAGAGAGACCAUUGUACCAUCACCAGUGCCUGUGGGGUAGUGGUCCUGCGGCCAGCCCAGGGAGCCCGCUGCACAGUCAAUGGCCGGGAGGUCACUGCCUCCUGUCGUCUGACCCAAGGAGCUGUGAUAACCCUGGGGAAAGCACAGAAGUUCCGAUUCAACCACCCAGCAGAGGCCGCUGUCUUGCGGGAGAGAAGGCAGGCUGGAGAGGCUGUCAGUGGCAGUGGCUCUUUGGAAUGGCUGGACUUGGACAGAGAUGCUGCUGCCUGCCGCCUGGGUCUGUGUCCUUCACUUUGGAAGGAAAGGAGACUGCUGGAGGAGCAGAGUGACCAGCACCAACUGCCCAAGGCUGGAGAAGCACCCCACAGAGCCCAGAUUCAGCAGCAGCAGUGUUCUGUGGGGGACCUGAGGCAGCGACUCGCAGCAGGACAGGUUAGAGCCCAGCAGGAUCUGGAGUUGGACCAAGCACGCACCAGCCAGCCGGUCCCCGCCAACCAGCAGUGGCUCAGAGAAGAGACCUGGCCAGCCAGUUCGCAGCGGCAGCAACAGCAAGACCAUGUAGCAGGGAAAGAGCUUGGGGCCCCCGGGCCACCUGAUGCUUGGCUUCCAGCAGGACCUGACAUUCGACCAUCCCCACCGGUCCGAAGGCAGAAGAGGGUGGUGCAGCCACCACUCCUGCCAAGACGCGCUCUUCGGGCGGCAGAGCGGAAGGGCCAGAGAAGGAAGGUCUCUUUCCAGCUGGAGAGAAUCCUCAGGAGGCAGAGGCUGCUGGAGGCCCGGAGGAGACUGGAGCAGCUCCAGGCCUUGCACUGGCUCCAGGAUGACCACACCCAAGGACGCCCAUGCCCGGCCCCAUGCCCUGGCGGCGUGGGCCCAGAACCUCAGUGUAGCAGCGAGUCGACUAGCUGUGGCUCUCUGAGCCUCCGGGGGCUCUGCAGCCGCUGUUUUCCUUCUCUCCACAGGGUUUACCUGAAUUGGAGUCCCUCCACCACAUUGCCUUCCCCUACUCACCAAACAGCAGAGAAAACCUCAUCAGAAGAGCCCUUGCCCCAGGCUGCUUUUUACCCUCCAAGGACAAGGCAUUUCCCUAAGCAUGCCCUCUGUUCCUCAGGCCAGGAGCAGCUCUGCAUAGUUCGGGGAGCCCUGGGCAGGAAAGGGACCUCCGUUCCAGUCACCUGCCUCACUGAGCUCUCUAAUUCGGCCAGCAUCCUGGAAAUGGAGAGGGGAGGUAAACCGCCCCGUCGGAUGGUGCCCCAGAGUUCAGCAUUUCUGAACCAGUCAACUAGCAAGCUAAAAACAAGAGAUGAGCCAGAUGCCCUCACUCCUUCCACGCAGCCCAGGAGGGCAAAGGGACUCACAGACUCUGGACACAUACCUGCAGGGUGGCGGAAAGAAGGAUCCCCUGGGGCCCACAAGAGUGCUAAGGGAACUGGCUGUGGUUCGUCACAUCCUCCUGCACCCAGACAGACAGCAGGGCGUGGGAGGGCAGCCAAGACUGCCUGGUCAGAUUCCAAACCACCUCUAAGGAGGGCAUCAAAAAGGCAGCAGAUGGUGCAGGCAGCUAGGGUCAGAGAUGUUGCCAAGAAGGCCUCUCGUUUGCCUCGCGGCAUUCCUUUGCGGAGACGACACAGUACAAAGGACCCAGACACCACAUCCUCACUUGCGGAUUUUAGCCCAGGAGUGGAUCAUGCAAGAGAAAAAGAUGGUGAUUUAGGUGAUUUAUCUGAUGCAGAUAGCAGUUACUCCGCAGAUUCUCUCUCAUGUAUUCGUACCAAAGGCCUGACAGAGCCCCUGAAGCCAGAGGAGCCCCAGGGAAAGAAGCAGGAGAAGCAGGAGCACCGAGAGGCAGAGAACACGGAAAGUGACGAUAGUCAAAUAUCUGAGGACUCGCUGGCUGAGAAGGGGUACCAAAACCCACAAGACGGCCCAAGGGGCAAUUAUCUUACCAAGCCCCAAGGCCACCCCAGGACCAGAGCACGAGCCUCCCUAAGGGACUUCAGCACAUCCUCAGAAAGUGGACUAGUCAUCCAAACUCACAGGAGCUUCUCCCUGGAUAGCCUGAUUGAUGCUGAGGAAGAACUGGGAGAUCAGCAUGAAGAAGAGUCUGUCUUUGGAGCUUCCGAUGAGAUGCCCACAGAGACGUUUUGGCGCCUGCAGACUCCCAGUCUGCCUGUAGUGGACCAAGAGGCAAUAUACAGGUGUGGCCCCGUCAGCCACAGAGCAAAAAGCAAGCUAGAAGACAGCCCACCAAGGAGCAGUUCAUUUUACCUCGAGCCCUGGCCCUGCCGUGAGCAGCCUGAGUCGGAGGUGAUGGGGGACUCUGAACAAGUCGACAGUCUCCAGGCCACGCAGCUUUCAAGAGGAAGCCCUCUGGUGUCCAUGGAUUCCUGGUUUUCCUGCGACUCCAAGAUCAACCCUAGUAGCCCUCUGGAGAUAGUGGGUUCUUUAUGUCCAAGUCCUGCUGUGCAGGAAUUGCAGCAUUCUGGUUGGGAGAGACCUGGCUACUGGCUAAAUAUGGAAGAACCAAAGCCUUCAGCUACAGAGGCGGCCCUGCCCCCUGGCUCUCAACGACCCCAGGGCAGUCCUGAGCUGCCCCGUGGUGUGAGAAGCAUGUACACAAUGCCUGCUUCAGAUACGUCCAGGUUGUCACUGAGUCUGUCUCACAAGCUGCCUCAUCCAGAAGCUGAUGGCACCUUUCAGGCCAGAGGCACCUGUGACUUGGCCCAACAUGCCACCUCCGAGGCAUCCAGUAAUUCUAGUGUAUUCAGUGUAUUGACUGCUUCUGCCAACUCAUUCACUCAUGUAGGCAGAGCUUGUGAAAGCGACUGGGCUGUCCUACAGCAAAAGUACCUCCUUGAACUGUCUCACCCUGUUCUGGAGGCCAAAGGAGAGUCCAGGCCAGCUUUCUCCUCCCUUGAGGAGGACUCAGGCCCCCUGACCCUAAGAGAAGACACUCUAUUACCUGGGCCAAGCAACAGCCUGCAUUUCAGACCUCCUAUCCAGCUAGCCAAAAUUAGGCGUUUAAGAGCAGAAAAAGAACAGGACAGUUUGAGUAUCGAAUUAGAAAGUACUGUAGAUUUCUUCACAACUAGUGAGAAAGAGGUGAGUUUCUGUGGGAAUUACUCAGCAGACAUAGAAUCACUGGCUUCUGGAGCUACAGGUGCACACUUUGUAGCAGAAAAGAUAGUAAAUCCCACGACAGACGCAUGUGAAGUCCAAAAGAACGUGGAAGAGUGUUCUGGGGGAAGCAGGAACCCCGAAGCAAUGACUUCUUCUGAUGAAUGUUUCUCCUUGAACUCCAGAAACAGUAAUGUCACCAUUGCUGCUGAAGGUGGCCGUUGGCCCCAAGGCCGGGCUCCUCUCAGGAAGAAUAAUGCAGUACAGACUGGGCCAUUAAGCCUCGGCAGCCACCAGCCCCUGAAGGAAGGGAAGGUAGAUGACGAGGAGAGCUCCAAGGAAGUGGCCAAAGGACACAGAGAUGUUGCCUUUGGCUGUCCGUCAGGUCCCGAGCUGUACCUCCACUCAGCUCCCUGGAAUCCGGUCCCAUCUUCCCUGCAGCCACCUGCCUUGGAAACCUUCUAUGUGACCAAAAGCCGGGACGCCCUGACAGAAACUGCCUUAGAGAUCCCGGCUUGCAGAGAAGCCAGAGUGCCCUCCCCACCCCCCAGGGAGGCCUGGGUCUUUGGUCGUGACUGCCAGCUCCUCAAAAAUGCUUAUUUGAAGAAGAAUUUCCCACAGCUCUUACAAAACCAGAAUCCCAGGAGGUCCUUGACACAGCAGGUUGCAGCAGAGGGACCAGAUGAUCCAGUUGCCAAAGAAGUUAGUAGAGAAAUGGAAAAAUGUUCUGGAAAUGUUAAAGAGGGAAGCUAUAAUUCCUUUUAUAUUUUUGUUGCUCAGAAUAGACACAUUAUCCCAUCUACCAGCACAAAAGUGUGUGAAUUUGAAAACCCAGUUGGGAUUUUAAAUAAACGCAGUCUUCCCUCAUUCAAGGAGGAAGAAAAGGCCACCAUGCAGUCCCCUUGCAGUGUUUCCGCAGCCAGUCCUGGAUCUAGGAAGCCUCUCUUCCGCUGCGAAACGGAAGAGACGGGUGAGGAAGGACAGAGUCCAAAUGCAAUGCCGAGGCACAACCAGGCCUUUGAUACAAACAGGCAGUUUCCUUCUGGGACCAGGUCUGAUUUCAUCUCGAAGUCUGCUAAUUUAGGCCAUGACAAACUAGGAGAAGUGGCUGUUCCUUUGAAACCCAAGUCAGUACAUCAUCGAGUAAGCAGCCCAGAGACAGUGGCCCAAAAUGAGAGUCCAACCCACGAGGGUGAGGGGAAGAAUGGAACUGGGCCUCUUGGAAAAGCUCUUCGUCCUAACGGUGGCUCAGGAGAGUUUAUACUUCCAGGGACUGAGUCUACAUGUGAAAGAUUCCUGUCAGUUGCAUGCCCUCAGGAAAGGAACCCUAGUGAUUAUAAGGGCCCUGAAAAAUCACAGGAAAUAUUUAGUCCCAAAGAAGAGCCUUGUAGAAAGAAGCAGAAUGAUGAUGAAAUGGCUAGGUUGAUCAAGAGUGUAAUGCGUCUGGAAAAUGACAUCCUGGAAAUGGAAUCCAAGCAGAAUAAGCAGCUGUGUGCUUCCCACACACCCAGAGUCAGUAAGGAGUUUAUGUUCCAGGACCAGGAGAUGGCUGGCCUUGUCCUGAUGCCAGGCAGUUCUAAAAGCCAUUUGUCCUUCAUGGGUCAACCAUCUUCUCCAAAACAGACAGAUGGUGUUACCUUCAGGGCUAGUGAUGCUGGCAAAAUAGAGGUUAACCGUAGCACUGAAGAAGAGUCCCAGAUCCAGAAAAUGACCCCAACUUCCAUCAAAUCAUGGAAAUAUGUAGACCAAGCUGCAUUUGCAAGAGAGCGCACCCAGCCAGCCCUAUUGGACAGGCCUGCCGGGGACUCUGGCGGUCACCGAGGGACCUGUACAGCUCGCAGAGAGCCCAGCAGCACUUCUCCUAAGCCCAGGAGGACCACAGCAUUGCCUGUAGCUCUGCUAGCACAGCCCGGGCCCGAGAGGUCUUCUGAAGAGGAAAACAAGGGGCCGCCUUACGGCUUGGGAAGUCCUGAGGAGCUGGAAAGAGCAGAAGGUUUUCAGGAAAGCCAAGCUGCUGAGCACGUAAUCAGGUCUGAGCAAGAUCCACCAGAUCAAGGCAGAGUUGAAAUGACUGUGCAGAGAGGCAGAAGCCCACAGGAGGAAAGCAAAAUGGUCUCAUCCACACAGAGUCUUGGUAGUCAAAGCCAGUGUGGUGGAGGCACACCUUUCAGCCUGGAGAGUGACCCACUGCCCAGCUGGCCAGACUCUUGUGCGAUUCCUCCUCACCAUGAGCUGAGCGGUACUUUGCCCUGGAGUUCUCCAAGCCUUCCAGGAAGCUUUCUUAAUGCACCUGGUAGUAUCGGAAGCUCUUCAGUGGACGAUAUGCUGGGACUGGAUCCCAUGGUGUUGAAAAUUCUUAACCGCACCUUGGUAACUGGUGUGGGGCAUCAGGACCGGAGUGGAGAGACGGGAAGCCAAGGCCUGCAGGGAGACGUUAGCGGCAGCUCCUCAGUAGCACGCUCUGCUUGCUGGGAGUCUGCAGUCUCCACAGCAGUGGGGUCUUACAGUCAGUCUAGUGUACCAGAGAGCUCUCCCCAGGGGUCAGAUAGCCGGACAUCAAGCACUAGCUACGAAGCCCAAGGAGCGAACUUCACGAGCCCCUCAGUGGGCUUGGAGUCCAGGGUGUGUUCUACCUCUGAGGCAGCUGUGCAGAGAGAGACCAGCUCCCUGACCAGGGUCUCUAGCCAGCUUGAAACGCAGGCCAGCUCCCUCUCAGAAGAGGGUAACCAAGGCAGAGAUGUGCAGCAAAAGCCAGAGGAGGCCAAGGACUUCAAUCCUACCAGUGGCGUUUUCUCAACGCCCGUGUCCCCGCCAGGCGUAGCUAAUGCAGAGCCCUCUGCUCAUCAUACAUGCACAGGCCUGGCUGUGUUGGGAGAGACCAGACAGGCAAAGGCCCCAAAAAAGCAGCGUAGGGACUCUGUGGCCAGGGGCCCAGUCUUUCCUUACUAUGAGACAUUAGAACCUGAACGUUCUUCAGAGGCCCCUGGCAGGCCUCCCAGCCCACAAGUGAACCAGCCAGUGUCGCACAGGACCAGGAGUGAGGGUGAUGCGGAAGGAUUUCAUGUGACAUGUCUCCCUGCUGAACCAGGACACAUGACGACUGAUGACGGCAAAGUUCUUCAGUUUGCACCCUUCUCUGUAGACAGCUUCCAACCUCUGCCCCCCACUGAAGCUAACACUGCGCGCUGGCACCCCUCACGGGCUGCUCCCCACACUGGCCCCGCUCUAGGCAAAAGCCUUCAUACUGGAGAGCUGGGACGUUUCCUGGGUGCAAGUGAACAGUUCCCAUGCCACUGUAGCUCUUCUGAAACCAAAGAGAAAAACAAAACAGCAAGCAGAACGCCUUCUCCUGCUGGUCCUUUGGGCUCAGACAGUCUUGCUUCAGCAGCAGCUGUAGAUGAGGACGGGAAGCUAAUACCAGAGACAGCGGGGGCUGACACAUCUUCUCGGGCCCCUUUUGAUGAGCCUGUGGUGAUGCCACGUGGACAUAGCCCAUUAGCUCUGCGGGACACUGCAGAGUCACCUGGCAGUCAGGAAAGCCAGCCAGCACACCAAGCACCCAGAAUGCUAGAAACCACGUGUAGAAGUUUACCGGGUAGCUUCUUAGUUGCACAGAAAGAGAAAACAACCUAUUUUGGAAGUCCACUUGUGAUCCAUGAUGAGAAUUCUGCAAGUCUCUCAGGGCCUAACCAUGACCAGGUCCAAAGUCUUGAGGCUGCUGCCAACUUAGAAGAGAAAGCAAGCCCCAAACAAGGAGUCCUAAAAAGGAUGGAACGUGAAACUCCCUCGCUACCCUCUGUGAAAUGGAAGGGGAGUGUUGGCUCUGGGCUGGCAGAAGCCUGCAAACAUCCCAGGUCAACUCCGUUGCUAGAUCAAGGACCUAGCCCCGAUCCUGGGGGAGUUAGGGAGGAGGCCCCCUACAGAUGCCCACAAGAAACUCGAGCUUGUGUUGCCGGCUCAGGAAAGAGUGAAGGCAGCGGGACUCCCAGCCCAUCUAGAGGUCAAGAAGAUGGCAGAACUCUUCCUUGUCAGCAACCAGGCAGUCCUCAACCCUUUGCAAAUGCCUGGCCCUCCCCCGCCUCAACUUCACUGUACUGUAGAGAUAGCAACCCGGGGAAGGGAAUUUCCCAGGAAACCUCACAUACUUUCCACCCUGCCCACACUAUACCUUCCAGGGCCUGUGGAGUGGCUGAGAGAGGACAGAGCUAUUCCAGGGACCCUGACAUCUUGGCACAUGGCCUUGAGCUCAAGGGCCUUCGUGAGGAAUUUGGACCAGCAGACAGCAGCAUUCUGGAACUCUCUGCUAAUGCUGCUGUCCAAUCUCAGGGUCAAGGCAACGGCUCACUUUUUGUCCCUGGUGUGAGGACGAGUUCCCUCAGCCACUCAGUUGCUGGUGGAAGCUCAGGGUCAGGAGGAGGACCUGAGAGAGAGGUUUCCGAGGUGAACGCCGAUACAGAGCCUGAGGCUACCCCUUUCCCUGCAGACAGGUCCUUUGAGCCACCGAGGAGUUCCCGAGGUGGCCAGAAUAGCCAGUUGUCUCAGACUGAGCCGAAACCACCUACAGCAACUGGGAAACCACACACCCUGAGUUCCAAUGAAGAGUCUCUUGUGAAUGAGCUGGUGGCAGAACCAUACUAUGGAUAUUUAGAAAAUGCCAUCAGACACCUUCUAGAAAAGCCACAACUUUACACCAAGUCCAGAAGCCUCGGGGGGUUGGAACCCCGAACUAAGUUGGUAGAACAGUUAAAAUACACCCCUGGGCCCCAGGUCGAUAGUCCCUGGGAGGAGGAAGAACAGCAGAGAGACCAGGCCUCAGUUGAUGGUACGCAAGACAGGAGUCUCCCACCUUCUGGUGAAAGUGAUAUAGAUGACUUCAGCACCACUCAGAUUAGAAGUGUGGGCAGAGGGAAGGCAGCUACAGUCAAAUCCCCUGGGUCCAGGACAUUAGCAUCAUCCAUGUCCUUGGAGCAAAGUGGAGGGCCACACUUUGCUGCUCAGAGCCUUGGCCAGCCCCCAAGCAGGGCCCACAGGCAGUCACUUCCUGUGAUUGCAAUCUCUGCUGACCCCAAAUAUCUCAAGUCGUCUCCCAGACCGCAGUUCUCAGUGGUCAGCUCCUCCCGCUCUCUUCAGGAACUAAACUUGAGUGUGGAGCCCCCUUCCCCAACAGAUGAGGAGAUACACGAGCCUGAGAAAUUGUGGCCACUGUAUCCCAGGGACUGUUGCUCGGGCAAGUCAGCAGUGAGAGCAUCUGUGGACGCUGAGGACGGCAAUCUGCAAGUCUCGUCGAACGUGGACAGUAGCACUGCUGAUCACAGGCCCCUGCAACCUGCCAGCCCUCCUUACCCAACUGAUCACAGGCCCCUGCAACCUGCCAGCCCUCCUUACCCAACUUCAUCGACGCUCUCCUGCAUGCCAACGCCUGAUUUCAUGACCCCGACUUCUCUGGAACAGGCCCAGCAGGGAAAGCCAGAGAGAGUGGGUGGCCAGACCAGGCCAGAGAAGCAGCACUCCAAGGUGGGCAAAGCAGUGUUGCACUUUGGCUCCAGUGAUAUCAAUCCCUAUGUCCUGCACAGGCACCCAGAGGCGCCAGUGCGCAUUGGCUGGAAGCAGUAUGUAUUCGGCAGUGCCGUCGAUGUCUCGUCCAGCCAGGUGCCCCAGGGCCCCGUGCCACCAAAGGUGGCCCGGUGCUCCAGCGUGGACCAGGGCUUAGAAGAGCAGAACUCCCCGUUCCACUCCCACCUCAGCACCUAUGCCAAUGCCCGCGGCCUGUCGAGCACAUGCAGCAGCGUUGAAAAUGCCCAGGAUUCGCAGGAGUCCUGGGAAGUAUGGGGUUCCUCACUGGCCUUGGGGCACCCUUACGUCCUGGCUGGCCCCAGAGGAGCAGCUCCUACUAAGGGUCCUGAACAGAGGGCCCAGUUCCUCGGCCCCCCUAAUGGAAUAGAGACUCUGGGCAGUGAGCCCCCUGCGGCUGAAGAAAGUGCGGUAGGGCCAGUGGACGAGAUUGUGCUGCUGUAUCCGUCUGAGGCGGGCAGCACCCCGGGACAGGCCAGGAUAAACACCUUGGAGCAGGGCACGCAGACCCUGGGCAGCAGGCUGCAUUGGAGCUACAGUGACGUCCCUGCUCAGCUGGCAGCCUCUGACCUGGCCUCUUGGACCAGCAUGCGCAACCUGUCUGUGCACCUCUCACAGCUCCUGCACAGCACGUCGGAGCUGCUCGGGAGUCUGUCGCAGCCCAGCGUGGCCACAAAGGAGCUGGAUGCCAAGAGGGAGACUCCUGGUGAGGCGCCCCCUGUCCUGAAGAUGGAUGGCUGCACUCAGACCACCAUAGAUGAGGGCGUCCAGACCAACCUGGCCCCGUCACCUCUGCCCUCCUUGAAUCCGGAGGCCAGCCCUCAGCAGGUCAAUGCGGUCCGAAAAGCGCCGGGCUCAGAUGUCUCAAGCCCAAGCUGGCAAGAAAAGGAACAUGGCCCAGAGACUCUUCAGAAGAGAGAGGCAGAGGAGACAGUGUGGAAAGGGACAGCGCCCCCAGAUCUUCAGAAAGCAAGCCCCCACUGCCCCUCCCAGAGCCCUCCAGUAUCCUUGUCCCACUUGCGACUUCAGAAAGCCCCCUUUGAGCAGAACAGCACUUCUGUGAGCCCCCGGGCUUCUCCGGACGCCUCCCUGCCUGCCGGCUCCCAGUCAGAGGAACUGUCCCACCUGGCUGUCCACAGCCCCGACUCUCGGUCCCCUGGAUUCUGCCCCAGUAAUGUGGAGUCUUCCGGGGAACCUAAGGUCCAGAGGGAGCCAGGCCACAUGAGUGCCUUGUUGGUGGACAGGGCCUCCUCCCCAAUCCUCACGCUUAGUGCCAGUGUCCAAGGGACAGGGCUCCCCCCCAGCUCUUUGUCUCUCUCACCCCCCUCAGCUCAUGCUCUUGAAGGCUGCCAGAAGCUUGUCUCCAACCCAGACCUUCCCCAGGAUGCCCCUGGAGCUCCAGUGGAUGAUUAUUAUCAAAGUACUAGUGAACCAGGUGGCUCCCAGAAAGUGGAGGCUCUCCACGGAGAAGGCAAAAGUCCCUCAGAAAGGAGUGAUAGUAGGCCCCUCCUUGAGGUAAGCGCCUCGGACAGCCCAGAGCAGAGCCCCAAACUCCAGGUUCGGUUCUUAGAUGAGCUCCCUGAGCAGCUUCCGUCCAGGAACAACACCUGUGUCCAAAGCGGAUUGCCACUUCCGCCCCCGAGGAGCAGGAGGCAGAGGCUGGCCGAUGGCUUCGUGCCCGAGGACGUGGCUUUCCCUGAGUGUGGGCAACUGGACACUGGGGGACCAAGUCGGUGGCCAAAUCGGACAGAAAAUGGGAGUGAGACUGCUCCCCCGGAACCACCACGCACACUGGACUUUCCCUCUUCGUGGGGAGCCCCCCAGCACCUCAGCCCCCGCCCUGGCUCUGACCUGACUGAUACUGUGGGGCUCCAGGCGCCCACCUUGGACACACCUGAGGCCUGCCAGUCUGGGGGGCUGCUGCACUCUAGUUCUGAGGCAUGCACGGUCCCAGAGCCCCAGCACCACAGCCUCAGGGACCUUCCGGUGCACAACAAAUUUAGUAAUUGGUGUGGGGUUCAGGAUGACUCUCCUGGGGGGCUGGGUGUGAGGGAGCUGCUGGGGACCAGAUGUGAUCUCAGCUCUGGAGAACAUGGAGGACUAAGGUCUCCCCACGUGCCUGACAGACAGAGCCUGGAUCCUGAGUGGUCCAGGAGGGAGAAGAUCCCCCUGCAAGUUGGGGUCCAGAACUUCUCACUGAGCACAGAACUCACAGAAGCCAAACUGCACCACGGCUUCGGGGAGGCAGACGCCCUGUUGCAGGUGCUGCAGAGCGGGACGGGGGAGGCCUUUGCUGCUGACGAGCCUGUGAUGUCCACCCAUGCGGAGCGUGCUGCCCGGCAAAAAGAAACCAUUGAAAUGCUUCGGAGAGAGCGGGCUGAGCGACUGCAGAAGUUCCGGCGGACGCGAAGCCUCAGCCCCCAGAAGCAGCUGAGCCCCCUGCCUGACAGGGAGAUCCCCACCCGGGAACUUGACCUACCCAGCAGGCGCCGAGAAUACCUGCAGCAACUGAGGAAGGAUGUUGUGGAGACCACCAGGAGCCUAGGAUUGGCAUCAAGGUCUUCUCACCUGCCCUCUGACAUCGAACUGCUGCUCCAAGACUACCAGCGGGCGCGUGAGGAAGCCAAGGUGGAGAUUGCCCAGGCCAGGGCCCGCCUGCGGGAACGGACUGAACAGGAGAAGCUGAGAAUCCGCCAGCAGAUCGUCUCCCAGCUACUGAGGGAAGAGGAGAAGCUGCACACCCUGGCCACUCCCAGCUCUGCGUGCGCCAGCUCCAGCGGAAGCCUCUCCUCUGGCGUCACCUCCGGCUAUAACAGCAGCCCGGCCUUGCCAAGCCAGCUCCAGUCCCCAGAUAAUGGGGACACAAACCUGCCCAACUCCAGAGACUCCUGGACAGGGGGUGUGCGGGGCCAUUCUGCAGCGAGGCCCGGUCAUCUGAAUCUGGCUGGGUCCAUCUGGAAGAACUUAGCCUACAGCAGCAGGGCCUCCCUGAGCAGCUGCUGCUGCUCUCCGUCCAGCCUGUCCAGCUUGGGGACCUCCUAUUCCUCCUCCUACCAGGACCUGGCCAAGCACAUCGUGGACAUCUCUAUGGCUGAUGUGAUGGCUGCUUGUUCAGACAACCUGCACAACCUCUUCAGUCGCCAGGCAGCAGCUGGCUGGAACUACCAGGGUGAGGAGCAGGAGGUGCAGCUCUACUACAAGGUGUUUUCUUCUACUCGGCACGGCUUCCUGGGGGCGGGCAUUGUGUCCCAGCCACUGUCGCAUGUGUGGGCAGCUGUGAGCGACCCCACCCUGUGGCCCCUGUACCACAAGCCCAUCCAGACCGCGAGGCUCCAUCAGCGGGUGACCAACAGCAUCAGCCUGGUGUAUUUGGUGUGCAACACCGCCCUGUGCGCGCUGAAACAGCCGCGGGACUUCUGUUGUGUCUGCGUGGAAGCCAAAGAGGAACACUUGUCUAUCAUGGCGGCUCAGUCUGUGUAUGACACGUCCAUGCCGAGACCCAGCAGACAGAUGGUCCGAGGUGAGAUCCUGCCCAGUGCCUGGAUCCUGCAGCCUCUCACUGUGGAAGGGAAGGAGCUCACCAGAGUCAUCUACUUGGCCCAGGUAGAACUUGGCGCUCCAGGCUUCCCCCAUCAGCUCCUAAGCUCCUUCAUCAAACAGCAGCCACUGAUUAUAGCCAAACUGGCUUCCUUCCUCGGCAGUUAGCAUCUCGCCAUCGGAAGACACUGUGGACACGCAGACCCAGGGUGCUCCAGAGAGACGCUGGGUAGUUCCUCGCUACUUUCUGUCCCCUGUGCGGAAAGCGCCAGAGUGACCUGCAGUGGCGGCUGGGCAGAGAGCACUGAGCCCCGAGUGGCCAGCCAGCCCAGUCAGUACUCAGCCACGGCUGCCGCCAUUGUAGAGCAAGGGGCUGAGCCAUCCAGACUGAAUGAAGCUCAACUCGCCUUUUUGAUUUCUCACCUUUAUUUUCUGUCCCUGGGACCCAGUGGCAGCAAGCUGGCCAGGAUGGGGCGCAGCCUGCAGAGCUGGGAGUCAGCGGAGCUCUGGUACAGAGCUUCCUGCCCUGCGGCUGGUAGGAGGCGAGCAGCCCGCAGCAAGACUCUGCGUAGGAUCUGCCUCUGGCAUUCAGCUCCAGUGUGGGACAGAGUGUUAGAAAAGACGAGACAGACAGCAGUUAAAAAACAAAAACGGCUGCCCAGACUAGAACACUGAUUCAGAAUUAUUUGCCCUUAUUGAUUAGUCACAAAAUGCUUAAUUACAUUUGCUUCCCCCUUCCCUUCCCUCAUGGGAGAGCUGUCAGUGGUGAGCAGCGGUUGCUGUGCCCUCAGGAGAGAGGGAGAAGCAGGGCGGAGGCUGCGUGUGCAGGCCUGGGGCCGGGCUGGGGUGAGGGGUCCUCGCUCCCUGAGGAGGACCCUGGCGGGCAGUCAGUGCUGGCUGUUGACGAGAGGGAUGUCAGAAAGAUGAAAAGUAGUCCUGUGGAGACGGGAGAGGAGAUGAUGGAGGUUAAGUGACUUGUCGGAAGACCUCACAGUCGUCCUCAUCUCACUCAGCCUUAGCCCAAGCUCUUAAGUGGUCGCUUGAGAAUUCCACAGUGCUGCUGUAGCCCCUUUUCUAGCACGGGGUGGAGAAUGGAUGUUUCCUUGUCUCUUAACCUGGCUGAACUUAAGCUUUGAAUACUCUGUAACAGCUUCAGUUGUGCCUAGAAUCUUAGAUGGAAGAGGACAGCCACUCGGGGAUGAAGAUGUGGAAAAAAGGUAAAGUUCUGUAUAGCACCACAGAAAUUUAUUUUUCUAGUGUUGGAGUGAUUCCUGCCCCCCUUACCUCAGAUUGUUAUUUAUAUAUUACUGAUCAAAGGUUAUUUUUAAUUGCUUUUUAAAACUUUUUAUUUUUCUGGUUAUUUUUUUGUGUGUGACACCACAUAUUUAACACCCUAUUUAUGUACUCCCAUCUCUUUAUAUAAAAAUCUCUUACUAUUGAUUGAAAAAUGUCAAGCUUCCAGAAAUCCUGCGUGUACUUUUACUUAAUGACAAAACCCCUGGGAUAGCCCAAGUGUGUCAUUUGAGCACAGUAGAACUUAGCCUAGACAUUAUGACGGCAAUAAUUGCAAUCCAGUUUUUAGAGUUGGCACACUUACUGAAUGCUUCCCAUGAGCUUGGCAUUGCUUUGCACCUACCUAACAGACUUCUACCCUCCAAAGUGGAGGGUAGAUUCCCUCAACAGUCAGUGUACCCCUGUAUGUACUUCGGCAGUGUCUCGAGGCCGUGGCGGUGUGCCCCAGGUUCCUAACUAGAGAAGCCACACACCGGCCUGUGAGUCAGCAAUCUAGAGAAUAUUAUAUGAGGCCGAUUCUAUAGCAAAGCAGAAAGUGUUAAUGAUAAUGUGGUGAAUGAACACGAUCAAGUCAGAUUUUGGGCUUGGGUAAGUGGUUUUGGUUUUGUUGUACAUCAGAAUUACCCACAGGAUUUGCUCCAUUCUGGGCUGGGCCCCCCUCCAACUUUCUGAUUCAGGAGGUCCACCUAGGGGCCCACACGUUUGUGAUCCUGAGGCUGUUGGACUGGUGACCAGUUUGAAAAUUAACUUGAGACAAUUAGUAGAGCGCAAAUAUAUAAAGUAACCUAGUUAGGUCGCUAUCUCAAUCAUCGUCAUUUUAUGCCUCAAGUCAGCUUUUAUGCUUCACGUAGGCCAGCAGCUUCUUGACCUGGGCGCCGCUAAGUUUAACUGAGCUUUAAACCAGGACUGGUUGAGGCUUAGCCCUUCUACUUGGCAUCCUUGGGGCUUCAGGCUUUCACGCCACCUGCCUGUCCUAUCUCAGGAGUGGCAUUGAAGUAUCUCAGCUUUCUGGGGCAAUGCUUCCUUCGGCCACAUCUAGUAGGUGCAGAAAGAUAACUUUUGGUUCUCAGCAUUCAGAACUUCCUGAAAUUGUUAUAGCAUAAAUUCCAUUUAAAAGACAAAGAUAAAAUCACUUCAGAUGCAUUGGUGAGAUGCAAAGUUGAAGGAGAAAUGGGAUGGGAAAGAUACUAUGUGACUGGGCGGAGCAAUGGGGACUGAAACAUUCCUAUUUUUUACUUUCUGUGCUGAUGGGCCUUAGUGGGAGUAACCAGCUUUCCUACUGUCAAGGCCCUGAGAUCAUAUACCUUUUUCCAUGGGUUGGUGACUGCUUUGACAGCUAUGAAUUUUUCCCCCAAGAAAUGUGCACACAGGAUUUUGCAAGACACUUAGGUAGGGUUCAUGGAGUAUCCUCUCCCCUGACAGUGCCAAAUAGAAAACCCGUGAGUGUUACAAGAGUGAACUUAAUGUAGACUAUCAAGGUAAUGCCUUCUCAGUCUGUGGAUCAUUGAGACACACACACAAAAAUGCUUUUUUAGUUUUGGGCCAAAACAAACACCCAGGCCAGACAAAACAAGCACAGAGGGAGCUUCCCUGCUGGAUUAGUGCAUAGGAUCUUGUGAGUAGAAAUUUCAGACAAUGCCCUAAACCCUGGUAAGGGAGUU
Messenger RNA from Condylura cristata (star-nosed mole), 16787 nucleotides. It is a transcript of the gene STARD9, whose product is annotated as StAR-related lipid transfer (START) domain containing 9. The transcript is spliced from 33 exons. Gene Ontology annotation, molecular function: microtubule motor activity; microtubule binding; lipid binding. The record is from RefSeq and is a predicted model, not a curated record. Lineage: Eukaryota; Metazoa; Chordata; Mammalia; Eulipotyphla; Talpidae. Gene Ontology annotation, cellular component: centriole; cytoplasm; nucleus. The coding region runs from base 1 to 14001 and encodes 4666 amino acids. Gene Ontology annotation, biological process: microtubule-based movement; spindle assembly.